Ylistrum balloti is the source of this 1546-nucleotide messenger RNA. Its product is annotated as cholecystokinin receptor type A-like. NCBI's taxonomy places the organism in Eukaryota, Metazoa, Mollusca, Bivalvia, Pectinida, Pectinidae. The transcript has 2 exons. The coding region runs from base 61 to 1314 and encodes 417 amino acids. Gene Ontology annotation, cellular component: membrane. The record is from RefSeq and is a predicted model, not a curated record. Gene Ontology annotation, biological process: neuropeptide signaling pathway. Gene Ontology annotation, molecular function: neuropeptide receptor activity.
AGACAGUCUAGGAUAAUUGUGUUCUACAAUAGAUUAUUGUUUGUGAGUUACACAGACAAGAUGUCUCAACUUUCAGUCACUAAUAUGACUCCUGGUGAAUUGAUGACGGGACAAUAUAACUCCGACCUUGACCCUAAUGUGUCAGUCUCCAUUGACGACCUUAACCACGAUGAGGUUAUGGAGCGGAUCGGUGCGAUCAUAAUCGUAGGCUUCCUAUCAUUCGUCGGGGUUGUGGGUAAUUUGCAUGUGCUAUAUAUAUAUGGAACGAAAUUCAAGAAAACAAAUCAGCGAAUAUUUAUUUUAUUUCUCGGUUACCUGGAUCUGUUCACGUGUGUGGUGGGGAUGCCGUUUAUCAUAUCGGAUCUGUUACUGCCGUUGAAAUUUACAUCCGGAAUCGCCUGUAAAGUUUUACGCUUUACAAAUUAUUUCACAGGAGGAAGUUCGGCUUUUCUUCUCGUCGUCAUAGCCAUUGAACGAUACAGGAAAAUAUGUCAUCCAUUGGAAUCACAGAUGACGAUCAAAGGUGCCAAAGUAACCAGCGUUCUAGCUUUAGGUCUAGCCAUUCUGUUGUCUUGGCCGGCGGCCAUUUUGUAUGGUUUCAGUACUGUGGACACAGGUUAUCGGAACCUGAAGGGGGCGGCGUGUUACAUAAAUGAUGCCUUCAUUACGACAAAAUACACAACUUAUUACAAUGCCGUCAUCAUAUUGAUCAUCAUCAUAGCAAAUAUUGUCCUGAUAGUCCUCUACAUCAAGGUCGUUCGUCGUAUCUACCAACAAAAGGCGUUCAGGACCGACAACAAGCAUCAAAUUUCCAGGGCCAGAAAGAAGAGUUUCGAACCUGGUCAAACAUGCAAGGUGGUGACGAACUCCGAAUUCCAGUUCUGUAGUAUGGACAUGCUAAAAGCAAGCCAUGAAGAUCUGACAACAUGCAGUGCUUUGGACGAGUCGGUCAACGCACUGGACGAUAGCUCAGAAAACAGUAAGCAUGGCAACAGACUCACCAAACCGGGAAAUAGGGCAAAAAGCAAGAAAGUCAGUCACAGAAGUGCCCGUGUGACAAUGAUGUUGUUUAUCAUCACUGUGGUGUACUUUGUUAGUUUUCUUCCACAUCUGGUGCUAAAGAUCCUCGCCGACGCCAAGAAAGACUUUUUACCUAAUUUGGAUUACACAGGCACGUUCAUGUUUUAUAUGUUUCUGUAUACUAUCUUUAUCAAUAAUAUGGCCAAUCCUAUCAUAUAUGGUUUUUGUGAUUCAAAAUUCAUGGAGCAUGUGCGUGCAAUGUAUCGGCGGCCAUGUUUGAGUGACAAGAGGUAGUUUAAACUGAAAUCCAGAAAUUAGACUUCAAAGGGUUGAUGAUACUCAAAUAUAAUGCAAACUACAACACAGAACAUUGUGUAGUCACUUUAACCGCCUGUUUGUUGUCACUAUUAUCGUGAACCUUAUCUGAGUAUUCAGCUGUUCGAGACUGUAAACACAAUGACCAGAGUGCGUCUUUGUAUCCAUCCAAACGUCCGUGACUUUUGCAGCGGAAUAGCUUUUAAGUACA